This is a messenger RNA of Rhagoletis zephyria (snowberry fruit fly), 1446 nucleotides long. NCBI's taxonomy places the organism in Eukaryota, Metazoa, Arthropoda, Insecta, Diptera, Tephritidae. The record is from RefSeq and is a predicted model, not a curated record.
AUGGACAACAUUGUUCACCAGUUAAUGCACUUUCGCCACUUUCUCACGCACGACCUCACCGACAUUUUCGCUCUCAACUACGCCUUCUGGGUGCUCUACAUGCUCGUGCUGGUGCUCAUCUCCGCCACUAUUACGCGCUACUUUUCACCCCAGGCAGCCGGCUCGGGCGUCUCGGAGAUGAAGGUGAUUUUGCGUGGUGUGACGCUGAAAGAGUACCUGUCGCUGAAAACGCUGCUAACAAAGAUAGUCGGUGAAACUUUCACUCUCGCCAGUGGCAUCUACCUUGGGAAGGAAGGCCCAUUUGUGCACAUCUCCGCCAUGGUGGCGAAUCAGUUCAUGAAGAUCUUCUACCACCUAACCGACCCGCAGCAGUACGAAUCUCGCUUCCUCGAGAUCAUGGCGGUCGCCUGUGGAGUGGGCGUCGCCGUGUCCUUCGCUUCGCCCGUGGGCGGCGUACUGUACAGCAUUGAGAUCGUCUCGGUCUUCUUCUCCGUCCGCUCCUACUGGCACGGCUUCACGGCGGCCACCAUCGGGGCGUUGCUGUGGCGCCUGCUGCCGGUCUGGUUCGGCCAGCAGGAGGUGGUGGCGCCCCUCUUCAAGACCGCCUUCCGCGCCGACUACCCCUACGAGACGCUGGAGCUGCUCUCCUUUGCCCUUCUCGGGCUGCUCUGCGGCCUGGCCGCCUACGCCUACAUCUCACUCAAUCGGUGGUUCGUCCUCUUCAACCGCCGCAAGAAUCGCGUGAACGCCUUUCUGCAGCAGUACCCACUGCUCUAUCCGAUCAUUGUGACGGUGGGCGUUGGCCUGGUCACCUUUCCCAGCGCUCUGGGCCAGUACUACACCUCCUGCUUGACGCAUGAGGAGGCCAUUCGUGAGCUGUACUCCAACUACACCUGGUUUCCGCUGCAGAAUGCCGUUGAUAAUCAAGAACAGAGAGCUGUCGUCGACAACUGGCACACUGCUCAUACGACCGUCUUCGAGAACACGCUUCUUUUUUCCGUCAUGAACAUAAUUCUCAUUGCCGUCUGCACCACGCUGCCAAUUCCGGGUGGAAUAAUUGUGCCGAGUUUUAAAAUUGGCGCCGGCUUUGGACGAUUCUACGGAGAGGGCAUGGCGUAUCUCUUUCCCCACGGUUUGAUGGCUCGCUUCAAUCGAACCGAGUAUCCGAUACUGGCGGGCACCUAUGCUCUGGUCGGCUCUGCGGCUUUUGCCGGCGCAAACACCGGCGCUAUGUCUUCUGCACUUGGAAGAGCAAUUGACAAUCUGAAUCAACAUGACAAAGAGCCAGAAGCACCUGAAAUGAAUGGCCAGAAGGAACCGUUGGAUGCGUUCAGUGACGACGAUGAAGAGGACGAUAAUGAAGAUGGCAAUAAAAGUGGAUCUGAUGUGGAGAAAGGCAAAGUUGCUGUCAAGAAAACGGUAUCAAUUGAACUGCCUAAAAAGUGA